ACUAGUAGCAACAUCACGUCAAAAAAAUAGUAGCAACAUCACGUCAAAAAAAAUAGUAGCAACCUUCACAAAAGAAAACUUUUACUUGUAGGAAUAACGUGACAAAUGGCCACACUAUUACUAACCAAAUCAAUUAUAUACACACAGUUAAGCCAUCACAUCUUCACUUCAAUUACUUGUAAAACCUGGAAAUGAAUGGGUUUCUUACGCAUUGUUAAUUACCAACUAACAUUUAACAAUUCCCUUUCAAAUGCUAUAUAAGUCCUUUGCAUAACCUAACCUCAAAAACCAAAUUAAGCCACCAAAAAAGUACUAUAAGCCAAAAAAUGGGAAUUUUGAGUAAUUUUGGUUCAUAUAUUUACCUUGUCAUUUUUUUACUGGUUAGUAUAGGAGUAAAUGGACAACCAAUUGUACCAGCAUUAUUCAUAUUUGGAGAUUCAGUAGUUGAUGUGGGUAAUAACAACAACCUCCAUACAAUUGUCAAGUCAGAUUUUCUUCCUUAUGGUAGAGAUUUUUCCUAUCAUCAGCCUACAGGACGGUUUUGCAAUGGCAAGCUUGCUACUGAUUUCACUGCUGAGACCAUAGGAUUUACAUCUUAUCAACCAGCAUACCUCAGCACAGAAGCCACAGGAGAAAACCUUCUAAUUGGAGCCAAUUUUGCCUCUGCUUCUUCAGGCUAUCAUGCCAGUACACCAAAGAUAUACAACACAAUUCCAUUGAGCGAACAGCUGGAACACUACAUGGACUACCAGAAGAAAUUAGAGUUAGUAGCAGGACAAGACAAUGCAACAUUAAUAAUCACUCAAGGAAUUUACCUUAUUAGUGCUGGAAGCAGUGAUUUUCUCCAAAACUAUUACAUCAACCCUCUUCUUUACAAGCUUUACUCUCCUGAAGAAUUCUCCCACGUUCUAGUUCAACAAUUUGCUGACCUUGUUCGCAAAUUAUACUGGCUUGGAGCAAGGAAAGUAGGAGUAACAUCAUUACCGCCAUUGGGAUGCUUACCAGCUGCAAUUACAAUAUUUGGAGAGGAUAGCAAUGAUUGUGUGGAUCACAUUAAUAAAGAUGCAAUGACAUUUAAUGACAUGCUCAAUUCUACUUCAGAGGAGCUACAAAGCCAGCUUUCAAAUCUUACAUUGGUAGUGUUUGAUAUUUACCAGCCACUUUACCAGUUGGUCACUAAGCCUGAAGAUAAUGGGUUUGUUGAGGCAAGGAAGGCAUGUUGUGGAACAGGAGUGGUAGAGACAUCAUAUUUGUGCAACUCAAAGUCACCUGGAACCUGCAGCAACGCGUCCGAGUAUGUAUUCUGGGAUGGUUUUCAUCCAUCAGAGGCCACCAACAGAAUUUUGUCUGAUGAUCUUACAGCAGCUGCGAUCUCUCUCAUCUCUUAGAAUUCCGCAUAGAUUUAAAUUACGUAUGUACUGCCUGAGAUAUGAUUAUUCAUAAGGAUACAUAUUACAUACUAUGAAAAUUAGUAGCUUUUUUAUUUCAGUCGGAUGUGUGCAAAAGUCUGGAAAUGGGUGUAAAAUUAGCAUAUUUUAUAUCUUAAUUAGUUUUUGAGAAUUUUUGUGUAUUAUGUUUAAAUAGUUUAAGACAACUAAUAAAAUAUGUUUUCAUUAGCUAAA
Molecule: messenger RNA, 1622 nt
Organism: Beta vulgaris subsp. vulgaris (sugar beet)
Lineage: Eukaryota; Viridiplantae; Streptophyta; Magnoliopsida; Caryophyllales; Amaranthaceae
Product: GDSL esterase/lipase At5g22810
Exons: 5
Coding region: 327-1388 (353 amino acids)
Molecular function (GO): hydrolase activity, acting on ester bonds
Source: RefSeq, a predicted model, not a curated record